Messenger RNA from Glossina fuscipes, 3007 nucleotides. RefSeq lists its product as uncharacterized. The coding region runs from base 384 to 1469 and encodes 361 amino acids. The transcript has 4 exons. Lineage: Eukaryota; Metazoa; Arthropoda; Insecta; Diptera; Glossinidae. The record is from RefSeq and is a predicted model, not a curated record.
AGCGGAAAAGUAUAUGCAGAGCUAUUUGUUACAUAUCCAUAUAUACAUUGUUUUGUAAUUGUAUAUAUUAUUGUACAUUAGAGAAUUCUACAUUGCUUUCAUAUUUAGAAAAGUCUAUGUUUAGAAAUACAAAAUGAAAUGUACACAACGUAGGCGAUCAUAAAAGUUACAGUCCAAUGAAAGCUUAAUUUUUUGCACGUCUACCUGAAAGAAUGAUGUACAUGCCAUGCAUACAAACGUAUAUGUAUGUCACAGAUAUAUAGGAAAAAUUAACUGAUGACGUCAUAAUUUGAAAAUAAAUUCGACGAUUGAAUUAAAAAUUGUGAACUAUAAAUUAAUAAAAACUCUUCGAACUGUGUAACUAAAGAGUCAAAUAUUUCAAAAUGCUAAAUAUAAAAUCGUUGCCAAAGAAUCCAAUGUUUCAAAGCGGUGCAGCUACAUUUGUAUCAGUUGCGUUAUUGUCAUGGUUACAUAUACGCCCGAUAGGCUUAAUGUUUUUGAUGCUCUUUUGCUUCUGGUUAUAUAAAACCCGGUGCAAUUUACGUAUCGUACCUCCACCAGAUUUAGAGAAAAGUUGUCACGAGUUAAUGAGACGUGUGGCAGAAUGGAGACAACGCAAGCCAAAUAGAUUCUGCGCUAUAGCGACGGGAUGCCUGGGCUCUUUAGCCAUAAUGGGUCAUUUGGUGUCUGGUUCAAUAAUAGUACUGUCAGGCUUAGUUAUGGCAGCGAUUAUAUCGACAAAAUAUCAUUUUAAAAUUAUAAAAAUUCAACCAAACGAUUACCUUUGGGCGGAGAAAAUUAAUCAGGAUUAUGAGAUGGAAGAUGAAUUUAUGCCAGAUGUAAAUGAAUCGAAUUUGUUUGUAUUGGAAAGAGCAAGCGAUUUAGCAUCUAUUACAGCAGCUACGGAAGACAUUGAUAAUGAAGAGGACAAGAGUGAUGAGGUGCCUUCCGAAUUAUUAUUAGCCGAUACAAUACCGGAAAUCGAUGAUAAUUCGGACACGGACGACGAACACGACGAUCUACUUCCGUUAAUAAAAACGACAAAGAGUAAAUUAAAUAAACACGGUGCGCCGCAAACAGAUGAAAGUAUUGAAUUUAAAAGCGGUCACUUUAAACGGGACUCUUCGCUAUCAACAACAUCAUCUUCUUCAGAAGAGAACUUAGCGAAAGGCUUGCAUUUUCCUGAUCAUACAUCGGUCGACGGCCGCCCGCAAAUUAUUUUUAACCCUGAAUCCUCUCCAGAUCUGUUAGCUACAACAUUAAAAACACAAACUCAAGCUCUACUGGUAAAUAGCAGUAAAUUAAUACCCAAUUUGGUAUCGGGGCUGGUUCAAGGUAUUUUGGGUGCUAACCCAUCGCUUGCAACAGCAGAAGCAAUGCCUUCAUCUUCUAAUAAGCGUUUAGUCACUGCUUUAGAUUCUUCUGAUGAAAGCGAUUUCGAGAUACUAGAGAAUGAAGAUAUUAAAUAAUUCUUGAAAAUGCGUUAAUGCUCUCAAUGUAUUUAAAUUAAGGUUGUAAACCAAAACAUUUUUACAUAACAAACUUUUAUUAUAUAUAUAUAUCAUCGUUCAGAUCAGGCAAUAGAGGAGUUGAAUAUAAUAAUACAUAUCUUCAUCUUAAUUCCAAAAAGGGUCUUAAAAAUCCGCUUUACAUUUCACUGCGAACUAUAAAGAAAAAAAAAAAAGAAAACGAGAAACAAACACACAAGCAAAUCCUCUCAUAAAAUUCAAUCUUUUUUUUGAAUUGAUGCUCAUCCUGAAAUUUAAACGAUCUACAAACGAUAAUAUAAGAGUCUGAAUAAAAUAAUUUAAUUUUAUAUCUUUUAAAACAUGUCGCGAGCGCGCAUGCCCGUUUACGCUCUUUUGUAGUUAAGAUAACUCAAUAAAAUAUAUUUUCAAAUCUAUAUAUUUUUCAUAUAUAUUCUAUAACGCUUUAUUUUUUUUAUUUUUAUUUUUUUUAAAAUAUAUUUGUAAACAUGUUAAUCUUGUUAUAUGUAUAUCUUCCUAUGUAAUAUGUUUGUCGAAAUUUGUUGCUCUUAGCAGUUAAGAUAGCUAUAUAUAAAAUAUCUUUUCAAAUCUAUAUAUUUUCCGCAUAUAUUAUAUAACCUCUUAUAGCUUGUUUUUUUUAAUAUAUUUGUAAAUGUGUCAAUUUUGUAAUAUGAUAUUUCCUCUACAUAAUAUGUUUGUCAAAAUUUGUUACUCCUAUAUAAUCGAUUUUGUGAUCAGAGAUCAAAGUUUUCAAAUUUGAAAUGCAAUUUUUUAAGAGUUCAAAACAAAACAAAUCUGCAUAAAUUCAGAUAGAUAUAUAUGCGCGUUUAAAAUUGCUGAACAAGAUGAACAAGAAAAAAACGAAGAAAAUCAUGCAUUCAUUUUAGCAAUUAUGGUUUAUGGUAGUCUCACAUUCCCUAUUAAUUUAAACGGAGUGGCAAGUGAUAAGCGACAAAUUAGAAGUGACAAGUAACGGCCCAAUGUGUUGCAGUGAGAUAAACAGCUAAUUAAAGGGAUUAGGAUAGUAUGAUUUUGAUUCUAAUGUUCCUAAAAUGUAUUGUUUGCCUGAUAGUUGGAAUUAAAUGCGUAUGGAGAUGCGAAGCUUCUAAGUCAAUUCAAUAAAAUAAAUUGAGUAAACUUAAGUAUAAAAAAUAAUUUAGAAAACGUAAGCAAAGCAAAAUUAAGCUCUGCUUCAAGAUCAUACUUCAUAGUUUGACGAACGGUAUUUGAAACAUCAACGUUAGACAAGAAUGUCCUCUUUCAGUGCAUGCUCGGUAAUGGAUAGAUGAAACUUAUUAAAAUUGAAAUGUUGACAAUACUGGACUCAUUACUUUUCCAUGGCGAAUUACACGAAAGUUUUUGAGAAAAAAAUCGAAAAAUGCCACACGUGAGAUUCGGUAAUGUUAACGGUAAACUCUACAAUCUGAAUUUAGAUUGUAUUAAUCAUAUUUGAAAGAGGCUUAUGAAAUCGGCAUCCUCUGUAGCAUAACGAUGAAUAUGUGAAUAAAUAAAUCAAUAUG